Molecule: messenger RNA, 1493 nt
Organism: Paramecium pentaurelia
Lineage: Eukaryota; Ciliophora; Oligohymenophorea; Peniculida; Parameciidae
Source: the annotation of a GenBank genome assembly
CCAUGAAAACAACAAUCUUAUUAUUGCUGUAUAUUAUUAAUUAGGCAUAUUGCCAAUAAAAUGAUGAAAUCUUAGGAUAUAUGUAUGUGUUUGCUUAAGAAUGGCCAGGAUCUAUUUGCAAAUUUUAAAAGUGUACAAAAACAUAUAUGGGAAAUUAUGAUAAUGCUAGAUGGAAUACACAUGGAUUAUGGCCAAAUACAAUGUUACAAACUAGUUGUGGGAUGAUAUUCAAUUGCAAAGAUGAAGAAUAUGAUGAAGAUAAAUUAACAAUUGCUACUAAGACAUUAAUUGAUGUUACUUGGAAUGGUAUGUAUUCAGAUACAUUCACAUUCAGAAAGUAUUUGAUUGUAAUUAUUAUGUAGACAUGAAUGGGAGAAACAUGGAACUUGUCAUCCAGAUAAUCUCUCAUAAAAUGGUUAUAUGUCAAGAGUUGGAAAUCUUAAUAAUCAAUAUAAUUAUUAUAAAAUAUUAGCAUCAGCUGGAAUCUAUCCAGAUGAUGAUAGAUAAUUAACAGAUGGUGAAGUUAGAGCAGCAUUUACUAAAGUAUUAGGAAUAUCAACAGCAAUGUCAUAUACAUGUUAAAAAGAUUGUAAAUAUUAUUAUUUAUUAAUUAAGCAUCAACUGGUAAAUUUUAUAUUGCUGAAUUAAGAACNUGCAUAACGUACAUUUAUUAAAAAAGCAACAGCAUGAUAUUAUUAUACAUAAAAAUAAAUAAAUACAUUAACAAAAUGGUCUAAAUGAAAGGGAUGUUAAUUAUUUAGAAGCUUAUUAAUAAAAAUGUUUUUGUUUAUUAAAUAAUUAAUACUAUGCAUUAACAUCCCAAUAUUUGUCCAACACAAUCUUUCUAUUAAGAGAAGUGCAUGCAAAAUAGAAAAAGAUUAUUAGAGCAAUUUAAAAGCACAAAUUUUAACAAAUAAUAUCCUUGUAUACAAGAAAAUUAAGAAUAAUCUAUUCAUCAAAUUGAGCCUUCUUAACUUUAAUCUGUUUAAGAUAAUAUAUAAGAUAAUAAUGAUAAUUGUGAAAUUAAAGAAUCAGAAAAAUAACAAUUGAUAGAAAAUAAUCAAUCUAAUUAAAAAAAGAUCCUCAUGUAAUUUAAAUUCAAAACUAAGUUGUCUUAAUAAAUAAAAUCUAAUGAACUAUCAAAUUUAUUGGUUUAAUAAUCAACAGAAGAUAAUGAUAAAUAAAUAACCAAUAAAAAUUAAAAUACUGUUGAAACUUAAACUGAUUUAAUAUGUAAUGAAAAUUAAGAAAAAUAAAAAAAUAAACCUAAAGUUAUUGAUGAUCAUUGUUAGACUACAGAAGAUAUUCCAAUUUAAACAUUAAUUAUCUAAUAAAUGAAGGAAGAUGCAUUAAAACCAAAUAAAUAAUGGUAUUCAAUAAAUUUAAAUUCAUCAAUUCAUCCUAAAUUAUAAAUGACUGAAAAAUUUAUGUCAGAUAAUAAAGUAGCAAUUGAUUAUUUUGAUUGUCUUAAGAAUAAAUUAGAUGAAAAUUGA